Molecule: messenger RNA, 1518 nt
Organism: Lachancea mirantina
Lineage: Eukaryota; Fungi; Ascomycota; Saccharomycetes; Saccharomycetales; Saccharomycetaceae
Source: the annotation of a GenBank genome assembly
AUGGAUGGUGCAGCACUCAGUGGCGGCCUGGAUGGCACCGUGAGCGGCGUCACAGGAGCGCUCCGGGAGCUUUCGCUAGGGGAGUUGAACAGAGGGGAACACCAUUUGAGGGAACGUGGGUCAGGCUUCACUCGAAAGCCGACAAAACCUGUUUCACCGAAAAAUGGUGCAAGUCGAGUUCUGGAACGCCAUUUCCCCGAGGGAACGGAAACCCAUCCCGUCUCUUUGCAAGAUAGUGACCUGGAGACUGAAACUGGGAGUUACGCGGCAGAGGAACGCCCCCACGAGGAACAGGGCGUUGUACCGAGGUUAAAAAACGAAAUAUACCACCUUAGACUCGAACUGUCACAAAAGGAAGAAGAUGCGGCCCGCUUGCAGAAGCUUCUGAACCACAGUUGGAGCACCAAAACCCAACAACAACAAACAACAACAGCGACGAGAGCUGUAAGGCACGGUGCAGGGGAUUCAUUCCAGGAUGUUCCCUUGCUGCAAAAUUGCGACGUUUUGUCACAUUGUUCUACGUCCCCUUACAAAGGAAGUAAGACACCUUCUUCUGUCAAGACGUCGGGUUCGCUCGCAACCACCACGGUGGACGAGGCAAACGAAGAGCGGCAGGUGCUUAAGGGUGCGUUCAUGCCUUUUUUACAAAGAACGAUAGAUACUCUGAAGGCAAGCGACGUUUUCGAAGAAGAUGCCCACAGAAUAGACAAGAGAUUUGGGAAACUCAAAGCCGCCAAGUGCGGGACAGAUGGAUAUUUGGAGGCUCUUGUCCAGAUGUUGAACGAAGUGACACAUUUGCAACGGCAGUGCGUCGCGCUGCUGAAUAGAGAGCUUUUGAUUAAACGGGUCUCGUCCCAAUUGGAAUUCCUGUUCACUAUUUUCCUGGAUCCGGAACAAUAUGGGCUCAUGAAACAGGAGCACGUAGAUGAAUUGAAAUCUAGCAUGUUGGAUAUUCUGGUUGAGGUUUUUGACUACGAUUUCGAUACCGGAAGACCAAACGUGCGUCCACCGCUGCCUGAAGGAGAAUUACGGAAAGAUGACACAAGAGAACGUGGCAAGCCUUUUUACAAAAUCAAGAAAGUCAAGACUUUGCAAAAAGGCCUAAAUAUCUGCGUCGGAGCAUUACAAGAAUAUUCCACAACCAAAAUGAUGCAACGCAGCAAGAAACCAGCAACUACAGAUGCUACAACCAGAAAUAAAAUUCAACAUCCGCCGCCGCCAGCAACGGAUGCUUCCAGAUUGCAAACUGCUUUGGAAUUUAUUCCAAUUGGAUUUGACGAGAAAAUGCUUCAAGAAGGCUCUCCUAUUAGGACCAAAUUCUCGAGCGAAAUCAAUCAAAGAAUCCAACUUACUCCUCGUGCUCUAGCUUUGAGAGAAAUUCCAGCGGAAAAUGGCGAUUCCCUUCAGCAGUUUUUCACAGAGUUUUUGCACGAGACAUCGAGUCAAGACAAUUCCAGAUCCUCAAUAGGUAGCGCUGGCGCAAAGUCAUCACGUAGACCGCGCGUCGUUCCUCAAUAG